Papaver somniferum (opium poppy) is the source of this 5962-nucleotide messenger RNA. RefSeq names its product probable lysine-specific demethylase ELF6. The record is from RefSeq and is a predicted model, not a curated record. Gene Ontology annotation, molecular function: histone H3K4me/H3K4me2/H3K4me3 demethylase activity. The transcript has 7 exons. Gene Ontology annotation, cellular component: nucleus. Gene Ontology annotation, biological process: chromatin remodeling. The coding region runs from base 647 to 5473 and encodes 1608 amino acids. NCBI's taxonomy places the organism in Eukaryota, Viridiplantae, Streptophyta, Magnoliopsida, Ranunculales, Papaveraceae.
GAAGAAAAAAUUAGGUAGUUAAACUUCAGCAGAUUCUUCAAGUGGUUCAGUACCCUGUACUUUCACCCCCUCGUAGAGUACCACCAGCUGGUCAACCACCGCGCGCAGAAGUGGUGUCCCAAUAAAAACUACUUCGGACAGCAACUGAUUUUAAGGCGUUGACGUUGGAUCAAAUCUACUCCACUUCCCAUAAUCUUUUAUCAGAAAUCGUACGGAUGAGAAACCAGUAUUUCAAUCUAAGUGCUGUACUGUACCUGCGUAUUUUAGGAAUAUUACGCAUCAACAUCCUAUCUUACGCAGAUAGAAUGUUCCCUAAAAGAACCCAAACACAACCAGUUAUGAUUCCGUUUUCUUUCCCUCUCAAUCUCGGUCUUAUCAAGUCAACUGGGCAAAACCCUGAAUUGACAGAUUCCUCAGCGGCAAUCACAGGUUUUGUUCAUCAUUUAUCGUUUCUUGAUUUCUGUUCAAUUUGGUUUCUAAUUCAAUCUAGGGUUACGAUUGCAUGAAACAAAUUUAAUGUGCCAAUAUAGUAAACUAGGGUUUCAUAUUCUUGAAAACAGCUGAAUAUGUGUUACUAUGUAGGAAGGAAUUUAAUUGGGUCUAAAGAUUGAAUUUUUGUAGAUUUGAUUUUUUGUAGUCUUGUAAAAUGAGUGGUGUAGAAAUACCCAAUUGGUUGAAAAAAUUGCCAUUGGCACCAGAAUUCUACCCCACUGAUACUGAAUUUGCAGACCCAAUUGCUUAUAUAUCAAAAAUUGAGAAAGAAGCAAGUGCUUUUGGGAUUUGCAAAGUCAUUCCUCCUUUGCCUAAACCCUCAAAAAAGUAUACUUAUUCAAAUUUGAAUAAGUCACUUUCUAAGUUUCCGGAUUUGGGUAGUGACUUUAAUUCUGCAUUGGCGAGUUCAUGUUCUGGGUCUAGUUCUGGGGAUAAAAAUGGGGAUGUUAAGCCUGUGUUUACCACUAGACAUCAAGAAUUGGGUUGUAGUUCAAAAAGAAGUAAAGGUUCUGUGAGGCAAUCAGCUAUUCAUAAGCAGGUUUGGCAAAGUGGGGAGGUGUAUACGUUGGAACAGUUUGAAACUAAGUCGAAGGUUUUUGCCAAGAAUCAACUGGGGACGGUCAAGGAUGUGAUUCCACUUACCGUGGAGACACUAUUUUGGAAGGCAUCUAGUGAAAAACCAAUAUAUGUGGAAUAUGCGAAUGAUGUUCCUGGGUCUGGAUUUGGGGAACCCGAUUUUCCAAAUAGGUAUUUUCAUAAACAGCGGAGUAAGAGAAAAUUUAGUCGGAACCAUCGAAGAAACUUUGGUUGCGAGAAACGAGAAAUUGAUACGGAAGGGAAUUCCAACAUUGGUAAAGAUAGUGCAAGCUAUAUGAAGAUUGAUUCUGACCCGUCAUCUGAAGCAUGUAAGCAAUCUCCUAGUUCAGUAUCUAUGUUGUCAGACGAAUGCCAAAGGCUUAGCAAAAGUAGAAGUUCAGAUGCUGGCAGCGAUAAAGAAGGUUCUGCAGGUUGGAAGCUCUCAAACUGUCCUUGGAAUUUACAAGUUAUUGCUCGCUCCCCUGGAUCACUUACCCGUUUUAUGCUGGAGGAUAUUCCUGGUGUUACGUCUCCUAUGAUUUAUAUUGGCAUGUUAUACAGUUGGUUUGCUUGGCAUGUGGAGGAUCAUGAGCUUCACAGCUUGAACUAUUUACAUACUGGAUCUCCAAAGACUUGGUACGCAGUCCCAGGGGAUCGUGCGGAUGCUUUCGAGGAAACUGUUUGCUCCCAAGGUUAUGGAGGAAAUAUUGACCGGUUAGCUGCUCUUACUCUUUUGGGUGAGAAGACAAAUUUGUUAUCACCUGAGGUAGUUGUUGCAUCAGGGCUUCCUUGUUGCAGGUUGGUACAGUAUCCCGGUGAAUUUGUUGUGACUUUUCCAAGGGCUUACCAUGUAGGAUUCAGCCAUGGAUUUAACUGUGGGGAAGCAGCCAACUUUGGAACUCCACAAUGGCUUAAGGUAGCGAAAGAAGCAGCAGUGCGCAGGGCAGCUAUGGAUUUACUUCCCAUGCUCUCUCAUCAGCAGCUACUAUACAUGCUGACAAUGUCUUUCAUAUCAAGAGUUCCCAGCGCCCUACUACUACCGGGUGCGCGGAGUUCUCGUUUGAGAGAUCGCCAGAAGGAAGAGAGAGAGCUGCUAGUAAAGAAAGCCUUCAUAGAUGAUAUGGUGAGUGAAAGCAAUCUUCUGCUGGCCUUUCUGGGGAAAGAAUCAACCUCCCAUGUUGUGACUUGGGACUCUGAGUUACUUCCAUCCACAAUUAAAGACUCUGGGUCAUCUCCUUCACCAUCCACAUUCAGCGAAUCUUGCUUAAUGGUUGACGGGGAGCGAGAUUUGGAUACCCAUAACCUUGUGGAUGAAAACAUUGUUGGUAGUUGCGACAGCCCAGUUGGGCGGACAGAGUUGUCAAUGGAAACAGGGGAGGGCUUGUAUGAAAAUGACAAUGAGUUGCCUUGUGGUUUGCAUGUAGAUCCAGGAGCAUUAGCAUGUGUGGCUUGUGGGAUCCUUGGGUUUCCAUUUAUGUCCAUCGUGCAGCCUUCUCAUUGUGCAUCAGAGAAGCUCCUCCGUCUAGCAGAUUCUCAAAUGGUCCAGGAAGGACAAGAACUCUUAAGAUAUGUGAAGCUUCCUUUCCCUAUCGAUUUGAAUCACACUAUCUAUAACUCCUCAGAUACCCAAGGUGAAGAAUAUCAGAAGGAGAUAGUGUCUUUAAAGCACAAUGAUCAUAUUCUGAUGGAUACAGCGGAUCAUGGGAGGAAUUUCAGAUCAGUGGACAUUGAUCAAGAUACCAAAGGUCCUCCUAUGCAUCCGAGAGACAAUCUUGACAAACAGUGGAGCAGAGUUAAUGGAUUUCUAAGACCACGGAUCUUUUGCUUGGAGCAUGGCCUAGAAAUUGAAGAGCUGUUGCAGUCCAAAGGUGGUGCGGAUGUGCUUAUUAUUUGCCAUUCAGCUUAUCAGAAAAUAAAAGCACAUGCUUCGGCUGUUGCUGAAGAAAUUGGUGUUUCUUUCAACUGUAAAGAGGUUCCCUUGCAAUCUGCAUCCCAAGAAGAUCUGAAGUUGAUUAAUGUUGCAAUCGACAGUGAAGAGCAUGAAGAAGGCGGGGAAGACUGGACAUCUAGAAUGGGUAUCAACCUGCAGUACCGUGUGAAGCUCAAAAAGUUGUAUCCAUCAAAGCAAGACAAUUAUGCAUUGGUCUUGCGAGGACUACCCCCAGACAAGAGUCCCAAUUUGGAUAUGUCUAGUCUCAAGUGGAACUCGAAAAAAAUUCGCACUCCUGUUAUGACAACUGGCUUGAUCCACUAUAGAUCAUGUGGGGACAUACAAAUCAAGGAAGUGAAGCAAGUGGAAAUAUCAGUGAGAAACAAGGUAAUCAUAGAUAGUGACCCUAUCCGAAGCAAGUCAGGUAAGAACCUACAAGUUAAGGAAGAUAUUUCAUUCGAUAUAUCAGAAACAGACAAGGUUACUGUAGCAACUAGCCCCAACCUAUCUGAGUUAUGUGCAAACAAGCAUUUCGAAGAAGAUAAGGCAAUGAUAUCAUCAGAAGGAUUCAGUGUUAGCGGAGAAACUAGUAUCGGUCAAUGUGACUCUUGUGACAAUUCCCUAACCAAGGAAGAAAAGCCAGUGGAAAUAUUAGAAACUGGCAGCAACAUCCAAGCAAAGAAUUCUAGAGAAUAUAAGUUGGGUGACAACACUCAAAUCGAGGAAGAUCAGUCGGUGGAAGAAUCAGAAAGAAGCAAGGCUUUCCGAGAAAAUACCAUCAUACUAUACUCCAGAAGAGCCCGCAACAAAAAAAUGGGUUUUCCAUCUCAACCAAAUAGUUGGGCUAAUGUCCGCCCAAGGGCUAGAACUGACACACCAAAAGAAUCUUCUGCAGCAAAUGAAACCCUUGAUAAUAAACGAAUCCAAUCUGAUGGUAACCUUGGUGAUACAGGAAACAGUACUGUCUAUGGUAUGGAGUUGGUUAAGUUUCCUGUGAUGGAGAACUGUAAGUUAAAGAGUAGAGACUUCACCGCUACAGAAAUUAGUGACAUAAGUGAGGCGUCUGAUCCUUCAAAAUUCACAGGCUUUCUGAUCGUUGAAGAUGUUUCUAUCCAGUUAAGUGGUGCCCAAUUAGAUGUGGCCUCUAUAACGGAAGAUAAUAGAUGUGUGUGCAAGGCUCCUGGCGAUUCAAGAUCUUCAGAUAUACAAGGCACAGCUAUCCUGACAAAUAAGAGCACCGAAACACCUUCGAAAAAUAGAAACUUGGAGGAAACUGACUUCGAGGACAAGGAUUUUAACUGUACAGUCAUGGAUCUUUCUGAAAUCCAGCAGGAGGCGAAGACUGUAGCCAUCGAGUCUAAUCAGCCCAUGGUUAUGGAUAUUCCUGAAACGCAGCAUGAAGGCAAGACUUCUGCUGACAAGUCUGUGGUUUGCAAUGAUGCUUGUUCCACAGUCGCACAAAAGGGUCCCGAGUGUGCAGCAACCAAAAAUUCUGAGAUGCAGCUAGAAGCAGAAACCUCUUCUCCUGAGCCCAUGGUUCGCCAUCAGGCUAUGACAAUGACAAAGGAAAAGGGUUCGGAGGAUGUGAUCAUGGAUAGUUUAGCAGUGCAACACGAGGACAAGAUAAAUGAGUCUAAUCAGCCUAGCUCACUGGUCAUGCUUAAUCCUGAACACUGUCACGAAGAUAAAGUUUUGACCAAGGAGUCCGCUACUUGUAAUCAGGCUAACCCAUUUCGUCUGCCCAAAAUUUCAGUGUCGGUGAAUGGAGGUUCUGAAGUGCUACAAGACAUCCAAGAUGUGGACGAAGCAGGUGUUGGUUGCAGUGCAAGGGAGGAUAUGGAUUCCGAAAGCACGCAUCCAAAAGCUGCAGAUCCUGAACCUGCUAAGAGAGAAGGAAAUAAAAGGAGUAGAGAACUUGAUCAAAUUACAAAAGAUCAAAUCAGCUUUGAUGGUUUUAUUAGGGGACCAUGUGAAGGGCUGAGACCAAGGAGUAGUAGAACAACUGCCGUCUAUCAGACUAACAGUGACAUUAGUGUACCAGAGGAGGUGGUGCUGAAAAAGUCAAGAACGCAAGUAGAUAAUGUGAUAACCCACAGUGGAAAGAAUGAGGUUGUAAAAGAGGCUUUUGCAUGUAACAUCGAAAGGUGUCGAAUGAGGUUUAAGACGAAAACCCAACUUGUUGUGCACAAGCAGAACCAAUGUACACACAAGGGGUGUGGUAAGCGAUUCAGCUCCCACAAGAAUGUGAUUCUUCAUCAACGCGUUCACGCUGAGGAGAGACCGCUGAAAUGUUCAUGGGAAGGUUGCAAUAUGUCGUUCAAAUGGGCGUGGGCUAGAACAGAACACUUGCGGCUGCAUACAGGUGAACGGCCUUAUGAGUGCAAGGUUUCAGGGUGUGGUCUGACAUUCAGAUUCGUGUCAGAUUAUAGCCGGCAUAGGCGGAAAACUGGGCAUUAUGUCAACAGUCCUCCGUAAUGCUGGAUUCUAGAUUUGCGGGAAACAGGAUAGAAUGAGGGCAUGUGCUGCUAAUCUUUUGGAUGUGUUGAAAGAUAUGCUAUCUCGAUGAGCAGCAGAACAACCCGAAAACUAGAGUGUAAUAUGGUGGAAGCUUGUUGUACCUGAUGGGGAUAAACAGCCAAGGGGUUGGGUUGAAUAUCUCCGGCAGCUUUCCACAUCUUUUCAGAAAUGUUGUCCACUAGAUGAAAGGUGAGGAGCGGUUUUGUCAUCUCUUCUAGUCUCCUGUAAACAAUCUAGGGCGUGUCAUCUGUACACUGUAAUCUAGUAGUGUAAUUCUUAGUAUUCUUUAUUUUAGGUUGAAUGUCGUGUAGGCCCUCUGCUGGGUACUUUGUGAAAUUGCUCCUUUUUUUUCUUUUUGGCAGUUGAUGGGGCACAAGUGGUUUAUUCAAAAGGAAUGCUACUAAUUGACCUCUAAUAAUAAGAUCGAUCAAAGAAAGAAAUUCACAA